This is a messenger RNA of Yamadazyma tenuis ATCC 10573, 2969 nucleotides long. NCBI's taxonomy places the organism in Eukaryota, Fungi, Ascomycota, Pichiomycetes, Serinales, Debaryomycetaceae. The record is from RefSeq and is a predicted model, not a curated record.
GCAUUCUUUUGAUGCAAAUAACUCUCAGGAUGAUGAGGCCCAUCACUUUUAAAUGGGCACCGACAAUACACUUUCGAAGAUUGUUGAGCAACGUUAACGUGCCAUUUGGAGAUGAUCUUGCUGCUGCUGAUGCUGAACUUUUCGGUCUCGAGGACUUCCAGCACUACAGGGAGUCUCCAGAUGUGAUGGACAAGACUAGAAACAUAUUCUCUGAACCCAUUAAACAUGACACCACGAGCCUCGAAGCUGCUGCCACUACCAAGGAGCCGAUGGUAUUUGUAUCCAAGUUGGAAGAUCCGUACACAAACUUGGCUAUCGAGGAUUAUGUGUACAAUAAAAUGCCAUUACCUCAAAAGUCCGAUUUGCACAGCUUCAACCGCUUAAUGUUCUACACCAAUUCACCUUGUGUGGUGAUAGGAAAAAAUCAAAACCCAUGGAAGGAGGUAAAUUUAGCACUCCUAAACUCGCUUCAGAUCCCGCUUUUACGAAGGCGUUCGGGUGGUGGAACUGUUGUUCACGAUUCAGGAAAUGUGAACUUCUCGUUCAUGACCACCAAAUCUGAAUUCACCAGGUUCAACUUUGUCAACUUGGUUUGCGAGGCUGUAAAUUCCACCAGGUUGUCUAAGUACCCCAUAGAAGUGAAUCAAAGAGGCGAUAUAACCACUGUCAAACAGGAUGACAAUAUAAGUUAUAAGGUCAGUGGGUCCGCAUACAAACUCUCCAAGGGAAGGUCUUAUCACCAUGGGACGAUGUUAUUGAACCUGAGACUCGAUAUUUUGGGAAAGCUCUUAUCAACUACUAAAGAGAAGAAUGGUCUGAUAGAAUCAACUUCGUCAGUAGCAUCGGUCAAGUCGAAAGUGACCAAUAUAGAGAUGGCUUCCGAUGAUUUUAUCAAGUGCGUCUCAGACACGUUCAAAGACGUAUACGGAACAGAUUUCGUGGAGUCGAACUCAAAAACGGCUCAGACCUUUGUCAUAGACAAGCACACCCAACUCAAUCCAAGCAUCACCGAACUUGCAAACGAACUAAGGCUGUGGGAAUGGAAGUUUGGGAACACACCCAAGUUUACGCAUGAGUUUUUCAAUAAAAAGUUUGGUUUAUCUAUCAAGUUUCAUGUGGAUAAAAGUGCCAUAGUCCUGGAUUUUGAGGUGCAUACUGAUGAUAAUAAGCUCACAAAUCAUUUUGAGUUUCUUAGACAAGUUAUUGACGAUGGGCAAGCAGAAAAACUCAAAUACAGAGGUAGUGAAGUAGCUGGACUUAUUACCCACGAUGAAAUCAGCGACUGGAUUGGAGAAUGCAUUGAUGGGUCAGUUUGAUCUAUAUAUAUAUAUAGUCCUAUUACACUAGCAUACCAUUUAUUUGAAAGGUACAUGAAUUACUCAACUGGUUCUUUGAACCCGUGAUUUCCCUUAUAGUUGACAACCUCAGGUGCUUGCCAUUCUCUCAACACCUCUUCUUCAUCGUCAAUAGAGUAGAUUUCCACUCCAAGAGGUCGGCAACAAUCCACCAUUUUCGACCCAUCCAAAUCGUCCUUGUCUUCUCCCCAACCCCACUGAGACAAGUCACCUCCCGGACAGGCGCUGAUGGCUACCAAUAAGUCUUGUUCUGCGUAAACCUCAAAAUAAUCGUCUUUGGUGCUAGGGCAUGCUUCCAUGAAAUAUUGAUCUUGUUCAGUCAACCCGGUGAUCUGAAACACAUUCAAAACAUCAUGGACAUCAAACUCGGUCAAUCCAUAAGGCAUCACGGCUCUUGUCAAAUUCGAGUGGCAGUGGAAAUCGUUGUCUUCUCCACUGAUCAACUUAUCGACAUAAGGAUCGCAUCGGGUUCCUAAUGUGUCAUGGGCUCUUCCACCCCAUUCGUCAUGUCUGGCGUUGAGAGUAUCACCAGUAAUGGUAACCAAAGGUCUUAAGUACGGCAAGUUGGACCAUAACCGAUCAAAAGUGCUGACAUGUGCAGAAUGCAACUGCCUGGUUCUCGCGGCCCAAAAUCUUUCUCUGGGAUUAUGUUGAUUCCAGAUGUUCAAGUCACACACCUGAGGUCCUUCGGGAGUAGUCAACCUGAAAACACUUUUGGCGGGCACCUUGAAGGCAAUUCCGGUUCUGGGCUUGCAAAUGUGCUUCUCGACCAAAGUUUUUUUGCUGUUUGCAAUUUUGGUGUAAAGUGCUUUGUUCGCGUAUAAUGGGGAGCCAGGAUGAGGAUAGUAAGCAGGGACUGGUUUAGGGAGCCCGUAGGUGGUCCUAUCCACUUUUUGAGAAGAAUUAGCUGUCUGUGCGUCUGUGGUCAUGCUGUUUGUGGAUAGUACUGUGGUGGAUGAAGAAAUCCAAUUUAUUUAUGUUUUUUCACCGAUCGGCUAUCCAGCAUCAGAUUUCCGUUCGUGGAAGGCCAAUUCCGUGGUUGCAAAAAGUAUGGUAGUUUUAGUGUAUCUAUAAAUACAAACAGGUAACUAUUCUAUCAGGAACCCUAUUUUAAAGCCCGGAAUUUCUUUUGUAGGCCCCCGUGCAGGGGACUGGGUUUUCAACGUCUGGUUUUCGUUGACGGUCAAAUCACUUUCAGAAGUCCCAGUUAAACUCUCCUCCUCAUGAACCAUCUCUUCAUUUUUGGUUAGGUGGUCCAGUUCAAUCACUUCUUCAGAGAUGUUGGUUUCCUUGUGUCUUCUUGGAUUAUUCAACUUGGUGAGACGCAUCGAGUCUCUGAAGAAGUCUCCACCAAGAUCACCACCAUCCACAAAGUCUACAAUCGAAGGUCGAGUGUUGGAGCUGUGUCUUCUCCCAGGAUCAAAUAGAAUGGAUCCUACCGAUGCAGUUCGAGUGUUUGCAGGGUUACUGAGAAGUAAGGAUUGGGUUGACAGGCUUAAAAGCGGAAUAUUUUGUCCCAUUUGCAUUUCAUUGGAAGAGAAUGAUGCUAUCGAUGUACGACGUGACGAGGAGCUUUCUAUCUCCGACUGAUAGCCAGGACUUUCGGAUUCCCUC